This is a messenger RNA of Triticum dicoccoides, 2502 nucleotides long. RefSeq names its product receptor protein-tyrosine kinase CEPR1-like. Bases 49 to 2502 code for a protein of 817 amino acids. Lineage: Eukaryota; Viridiplantae; Streptophyta; Magnoliopsida; Poales; Poaceae. Gene Ontology annotation, molecular function: protein binding. The record is from RefSeq and is a predicted model, not a curated record. The transcript has 3 exons.
GUUACAGGUUGCCCUGUUGAUGCUGCCUUGGAGUUAAGUUACAACAGUAUGCCACCUAAUCUGAGGUUAUGCUUUGCUUAUUUUGCUUUCUUCAAGACGGAACGCACUGUACUCAAAGAGGAUCUGAUUCAUCAAUGGAUUGCUCUCGAUCUUAUUGAGCCAUCCAAGGUCUUCUCUGCCACACAGCUGGCUGAACAGUAUUUCGGGAGGCUACUUGACAUGUCACUCCUUCAACCUGCAAAGUCAUCCCGAACUAGUGCAAAGGAUGACAUGUGCGUAAUCUCGUUCACGAUGCACACGGCGGUGCUUGCAAUCGCAAUACGAUAUGCGGGUGAUGAUAUUUGUUUUCUAGAGGAAGGGAAUCAUAGUUAUCACAAUGCACAUUGUUCCUAUGCAUUGGUUCCCGAUUUUAACUGGGGGCAAUUGAAGUCAAUAUUACCAGAUCAGAAGAUAAGGGCGCUACGUUGCUCAGGCUGUAGCAAAAUGGAGCUCCAUGAUGAUUCAUUUUCAUUUGCGAGGUGCCUGCGUGUCCUCGAAUUACGUAAUAGCUCUAUGCAGAAGCUACCGGAGUCUAUCUGUGAACUGAGGCACCUGGGGUAUUUUAAGUUAUCAGGCUGGUCUGGACUAGUAACUCUUCCGGACUCAAUUGGGAAUCUCACAAGCUUGCUGCAUAUUGAAUUAUCAGCCUGCUCUGAACUAGUAAAUAUCUCGGGGUCAUUUGGGAAGCUAAUUAAUUUGGUGCAUAUAAAUCUAUCAGGCUGCUCUAAACUAGGAAGUCUGCCAGAGUCAUUCAGGAAGCUAACCAAGUUGGUGCAUAUUGACUUAUCAGGCUGCUCUGCACUAGUAAAUUUGCCGGAAGUUUUUGGCAAGCUGACAAAACUGGAGCACAUCAACCUAUCAGGCUGCCGUAAACUAGUAAAUCUGCCGGGAUCUUUUGUGAAGCUGACAAAUUUGGUGCAUAUCAACUUACAAGGCUGCCCUGCACUAGUAAAUCUGCCGGUUUCAUUUGGGCAGCUGACGAAUGUGCUGCAUAUCAACCUAUCAGGCUGCUCUGGACUAGUUAAUCUGACGGAUUCCUUUGGGGAUCUAACAAAUUUGCAGCAAUGCAACUUAUCAGGAUGCUCUGGACUUGACGAACUUCCGCAAUCAUUUGGGAAGCUCAUAAGUUUGGUGCACGUUAACUUAUCAGGUUGCUGCGGCCUGGUAACUCUACCAGACUCUUUUGGGGAUCUAAAACAUUUGUUGCAUGUUGAUCUAUCACACUGCCAUGGGCUAUCAAAGCUGCCGGAGUCAUUUGGAAAGCUAAAGCAAUUGGUUCAUUUGGAUUUAUCAUUUUGGUCUUCCUUUGAGGUGAUGCGGACAGCGCUCUGUGGCCUUAUCAGUCUCCAGCAUUUGAACUUGUCACACCCUUGCUGUUACCGUGCUGACUACCCCCAUCUUCGAGGAUUGAAAGAGCUUCUGGGCCAGCUCAUCAGUGUCAGGCAUUUAAACCUGUCCAUGUUCUUGAAUCUUAUCUUCCGGAACCAGUCAGAAGUGAAGAAUAAAAAAUACCUUGAAUUUUUCAGAGGCUUAUCCAGACUGGAGUUCCUGGACUUAUCUCAUAACAUAUUUCUUCGUGAAAUACCUGGUAGUAUAUGUCGCCUCCCACUGCAGACACUGGACCUCUCAGGCUGCAUUAGACUCAAGGAAGUAGAAUCAUGGAUGGAAAAGCUCAACUCAGUAGUUUUUAGCAACGUGGAAAGUUACACAUUUGAUGUUGACGGUGGCAACACUACCAUCAACAGCUAUGGUCAGCUAGUGGGUCUAAUGUGUGAGAAGUUGGAGAUAAGGAAUCUGGAUGACAUGAAGUCUGUGGCGGAAGCACGGGGAAUAAGAUUGGCAGAGAGACAGAAUCUGUGGUAUUUGAGGCUUCAUUGGCAUGUGGACUGUGGGCGAUAUGUGGAGGACUAUGAUUUGCUAGGAGAACUAGUGCCACCGCAUGGCCUACAGUCCCUUGGGUUAAUCGGUUACAGCAGCACUUGCUUCCCAUCCUGGUUAUCAUCGAGCAGCAUAUCUUCAUUUGAUCUGGUGGAGGUUGUCUUGGAUAACAUCCCGAACUGCAGCCACCUACCACCUCUUGGUCUUUUACCGAACCUUCAGCGGGUUGAUCUCUCAUGUAUGGACAGCAUCACAAGAAUUGAUGCUGGUGAGCUAAGUGGCGGCAACGCAGAUGCAUUCCACCGCCUCUCCAAGUUCACCAUGUCUGACAUGGAUAACCUGGAAGAGUUCACCACCACAUACUACGUUGGUGCUGAGGAGUUGGUGUUCUCGGCCAUAGAUAAAUUCAAGGUUCAGAGAUGCCCCAACCUGAGCUUUGUACCUCUGCCGCCUAGAGCUCGGAGGUUGGUGAUAUCAGACUGCAAUGUUGUGAUGAUUUGCUGGCAGAACAGAGCUGGAACACAUGGUGUGGAGGGCCCUUCCUGCAUCUCUUCUCCAGUUACUGAGUCACUGGUGUUUGCUUAA